CGUAUUAAAAGCUAAUGUAACACAACGUGACCUUAAAUACACAUUUGAUGACGCGUAGAGACGUAAGCCUAUAAAACGCUCUGGACUUGGCCCGUAACGUCGUAGUCGAUCUAUCGCGCGACGUGAGAAGUUGACUGCACGAGAAAUAAUAAAGAGGGGAAAGAGAGUCUGCACCAUAUCAGGGGAAACCAUGCAUCUCAGCAAUGUUUUAACAUUGCUUCUCCUCACACUGUACGGGUCUCAGAGCAAAGUUCAACGGGUCGCGUCAGUCGAGUGUAAUGAUGAGGACUCGAUUGAAGACAGCAUCCAUAACUAUAUCCUGCCAGAUUUAUGGGGGAUCCAGAAUGUCAGCCUGUCUGACUACAGAGGCAAGCAAGAACCAGGAGCCAAUGGAACUGAAAUCUUCAGUGGAAUUCAAUAUGUUCGACCAGGGAACGGAUUUGUUCCCAACUUCAUGUUGUUCAAGAAGAUAGAAGUCAAUGGUGACACAGAGGAGCCUCUGUACACUUUCCUAAAGAAACAUUGUCCCUCUACAAGGGACGGAUUUGCAAGCAAAGAGAACCUCUUCUACUCUCCAUUCAAAGUGAAUGACGUCCGUUGGAACUUCGAGAAGUUUCUUGUGUCUCGGAAUGGCAAACCAGUGAAACGUUAUGAUGCCAGUACGCAUCCAAAUGACAUAGAAGCUGAUAUAGUGAAGAUGCUGAUUCAAAGCACUGAACACAUCACACAAGAACAACAAUAAGAUUGGCACAUUUUUUUGAAUAUACACUGCACAAAUUUUAUACAGACUGGUGUGAAACUGGAUUACAAUCUGAAAGACUCUAUUUAACACAUAUAAAUAUGAUUUUAUCAUGUAAGACUUGAUACAGCAUAUGUAUACUUUGCAGAGACAGCUUUUAAAUAUCACAUAAUUAGUCUGCCUCUUCUAUAUGUCCACAAGUCAGGCUCUCUAUAAGGGCAAAGGACUUUAUAUCUUUACUUACAUAUAUCUCAUACUUCAGCACAACUGAGAUGAAAGAGACCUUAGUAUUUGGGUGCAGACUAAUGCAAACCUUCUUGUUUAUGAUGGUUCAACUAUAAACCAAAAUUGUUGGUGGGUUGAACCUGAUAAGGCUCAUGCCCCAGGAAUUCAGUGCAUUCAUCUUGUGGCAUGCAGACUAUGAAGGGGCUUGUAUUAUCUGUAAUUAAGUACUGGAGACAUAUGGCAGAAAGGCAUGAGAUCUGUUCAGACAACAUUAUUAUCGCUAAUGUUAAUGCAAAUAAAAGCUAUCAUCAACGAAU
Messenger RNA from Zootermopsis nevadensis, 1281 nucleotides. Its product is annotated as glutathione peroxidase. Gene Ontology annotation, biological process: response to oxidative stress. Gene Ontology annotation, molecular function: glutathione peroxidase activity. NCBI's taxonomy places the organism in Eukaryota, Metazoa, Arthropoda, Insecta, Blattodea, Termopsidae. The record is from RefSeq and is a predicted model, not a curated record.